This is a messenger RNA of Coprinopsis cinerea okayama7#130, 1728 nucleotides long. RefSeq names its product RTF domain-containing protein. Gene Ontology annotation, cellular component: endoplasmic reticulum membrane. The transcript has 6 exons. Gene Ontology annotation, biological process: dolichol-linked oligosaccharide biosynthetic process; glycolipid translocation. NCBI's taxonomy places the organism in Eukaryota, Fungi, Basidiomycota, Agaricomycetes, Agaricales, Psathyrellaceae. The record is from RefSeq and is a predicted model, not a curated record. Bases 1 to 1728 code for a protein of 575 amino acids.
AUGGCGCCGUCGGACGCGACAAAUUCGAAUCCGGUUCGAAAAGACGAUGCCCAUGCUGGGACGAAGGAUGGGGAGACCAAGUCGUUGACAACUUCAUCGUUCUCUUCCCUGUCUUUCCUUGUUGCUCUCCAGCUAUUUUCGAGGUUAUUCACCUCUAUACUCAACCAAGCGUUAUUUCGAUUAGCUUCGCCUAGUGUCUUCGGAACUGCUGCUAUCCAGUUCGAACUGGUGUUGAGCACCAUCUUGUUUUUGAGCCGCGAAGGGGUGAGGGGCGCCAUUUUGCGAAGUGGGGGUGGGGAGGCCAAAGCGGGGAAGGUAAAGGGUGAAGAGGACGACGAGCAGACGAUCAAAGCGAGGAACUUGACGUUCUUGCCAUUUUAUUUGGGCUUGCCGCUUGCCCUUGCGACUAGUGUGGGUUAUGUUGCGCUUGCGAGUGAGGAGGUGUUGAGGCAGCCGAGGUUGCAUCUGGCGGUGGCUCUCUAUGCUGUUGCGGCGCUUGUAGAAUUGGCGAGCGAGCCUAUGCAUAAUAUGGCAAUGGUACAGCUAAAGACGCAUGUGAGGGUUAGAGCGGAGGGUUUGGGGAUAACGUGUAAGAGCUUGGUGACGUUUGGAGUGCUGGUGUACGAUGAGAGGUGGGGGCAAGGCACUUUACCCCUCGUUGCCUUCGCCCUGGGACAGUUGGUGUAUAGUCUUGUGGUAUUUGGGUAUUAUGCCAAGAUGCUGGGCGUGCCAUGGUUGAAUUCGUCCGAGAGGGUAACCAAGGGGAGGAUAUCAAAUUUUGACUUCGAUAAGAUGCUAUUGAAGCUGUCGAUGACCAUGACGCUGCAGAGUGUCAUUAAGCACUUUUUGACGGAGGGCGAUAAGGUUGUUCUUUCGUUCUUUAGUCCGUUACAGGACCAGGGAGGGUAUGCUAUUGCCGUCAACUAUGGCUCGUUAAUUGCGAGAAUCGUCUUCCAGCCGAUCGAAGAAACUCUCCGUGUGUUCUUUUCGAAACUACUCGCCCCCGCCCCGUCCUCCAACGCGAAACCGCCCAAAGCAGCUCUGGUACAGGCAUCCACCGCCCUUCUUAGCUUACUCUCGACCCAAGUCGCGUUCUCAUUUAUCGUGACUAUCUUUGGAUCUGCAUAUAUCGGCAUUCUUCUCCCGGUUUUGUUGCCGAGGAGGUAUUUGGAGACGAGUGCACCGAGGAUUCUUGAUGCCUGGGUGUGGUAUAUCCCUGUUUUGGCUGUGAAUGGUGCGUUGGAGGCGUUUUUGGCGAGUGUGGCUGGAACCCGUGAGGUUAAUCGACAGAGUCGGUGGAUGGUAUUCUUCUCCAUAGUCUACGUCUCCGUCACUAUCCUAUUCUACCGGUUAGGCUUUGGCGACGUUUCGCUCAUUUAUGCCAACAUCCUCAACCUCCUCGCGCGCAUUGCCUACUGCUUAGCGUUUGCGUCUCGAUACUUCCAUUCCGCGGAUCCGACGAUCCGAAUCCCUUGGAAAACUAUUAUCCCUCCGUUGCCAUUCAUCCUAUCCUCGCUUCUUUCAGCGUGGCUAGUCAGAAUCAGUUACAGGAAACUUCAAGUGGGACGGGUGCUGGAGGAGAAACAGCGGUUGGCGGUCUUGCUGGAUUGGAGGGUGAUAGCGCAUGUGGGUGUGGGUGGGUUCUUGGCGUUAGGGUGUUUGGCGGUUUGGUGGAUUGUGAAGGGAAGAGGUGUAAUCGAGAGAUUUAGGAAGGGGAAGGAGGAGUAA